UUGCAGGCACGGUGAUAUUAUCACAGAUUUACAGCUCUGCAAAAACAGAUUUAUUGAGCAGUCUUUUCAGUAGAUGACAGACGAAAGACGAGAGUGCACUUCCCUGUGAACCAUGAAAGCGAAGUUGGAGGUCUUAGCUCUGGUCCUGGGCUUUAUCGGGCUGUUUGGGACCAUAACGGUCACUGCCCUCCCCAUGUGGAGGGUCUCUGCCUUCAUUGGUGCCAAUCUCAUUGUCAUGGAGGAACUCUGGGAGGGCUUGUGGAUGACCUGCUUCAGACAGAUUGACAUCAAGAUGCAGUGCAAGGUGUAUGACUCAUUGCUAAUUCUCCCGCCAGAGCUGCAGGCAGCCAGGGGGCUCAUGUGCGUGUCCAUAGUCCUGGUUGUCAUCUCCUUGUCCGUCACAGGAUGUGGGACCCAGAAGAGCAACUGUUGCGACGACAACAGAAAGAGCAAGAACAUCACCCUGGCCUUAGGAGGUAGUUUGUAUCUGCUGUCCUCUUUGACCACGCUCAUCCCUGUCAGCUGGAUGGGCCAUACUGUCAUCAGGAACUUCUACAACCCAACGGUGGUGGAUUCUCAGAAACGGGAGCUGGGGGAGGCCCUCUUCCUUGGCUGGGCCAUUUCUGGUAUUCUGCUGAUCACCGGGGUCAUCCUUCUGAUCAGCUUCAGCAGACGCAGAUCAAAGGAGGAAGACCCUUACACUGAUGCGUAUCUUAUGGCGGCGAGGGAUGUAGAGAGAGAGGAGAGCGUGUACCUGGAGAGGACUCCAUCCAGCUUUCAUAAGCAUCAAGAAUAUGUUUAAAGAACUGAACUGUACUUCCUGAAAUAUGCAACUUCUACUUGUCAUGUCUCUAACAUUUGAAAGAUGUUGCCUGAGGAAGGUCACAAGAUGUCAUGGGCUUGCAAAUUCUGUAUAAAUAUAUUUGUUUUUGCC
Sebastes umbrosus (honeycomb rockfish) is the source of this 934-nucleotide messenger RNA. Its product is annotated as claudin-17-like. The record is from RefSeq and is a predicted model, not a curated record. The coding region runs from base 113 to 802 and encodes 229 amino acids. The transcript has a single exon. NCBI's taxonomy places the organism in Eukaryota, Metazoa, Chordata, Actinopteri, Perciformes, Sebastidae. Gene Ontology annotation, cellular component: plasma membrane; bicellular tight junction. Gene Ontology annotation, biological process: cell adhesion; bicellular tight junction assembly. Gene Ontology annotation, molecular function: structural molecule activity.